Malassezia sympodialis ATCC 42132 is the source of this 1857-nucleotide messenger RNA. It is a transcript of the gene VMA1, whose product is annotated as H(+)-transporting V1 sector ATPase subunit A. Gene Ontology annotation, cellular component: fungal-type vacuole membrane; proton-transporting V-type ATPase, V1 domain. Gene Ontology annotation, molecular function: ATP binding; proton-transporting ATPase activity, rotational mechanism; ATP hydrolysis activity. NCBI's taxonomy places the organism in Eukaryota, Fungi, Basidiomycota, Malasseziomycetes, Malasseziales, Malasseziaceae. Gene Ontology annotation, biological process: proton transmembrane transport; ATP metabolic process. The record is from RefSeq and is a predicted model, not a curated record.
AUGGCAGGCGCGAUGAGCAAUGCAAAGCGCGAUCUCCGCAAGAUCCGCGACGAGGACCGCGAGAGCCGGUACGGGAGCGUGUUUGGCGUCUCGGGCCCCGUCGUAAUCGCGGAAAACAUGAUCGGUGCAAGCAUGUACGAGCUGGUGCGUGUGGGCCACCACGAGCUGGUCGGCGAGAUUAUCCGUAUCGAUGCCGACAAGGCCACGAUCCAGGUGUAUGAGGAGACGACAGGUGUGUGUGUCGGUGACCCGGUGCUUCGCUCCGGCAAGCCGCUGAGCGUCGAGCUGGGGCCCGGUCUGAUGGAGAACAUCUACGAUGGUAUCCAGCGCCCGCUGCAGGGGAUCCAGAAGAAGAGCCAGAGCAUCUAUAUUCCCCGCGGUAUUGACACGCCUGCGCUUGACCGCGAGCACGAGUGGGAGUUCACGCCGGCGAACGUCAAGGUCGGUGACCACAUCAGCGGCGGCGAUAUCUACGGCAGCGUGUACGAGAACGCGCUGCUGAAGAAGCACCACAUGAUGCUUCCGCCUCGUGCGCGCGGCACGGUCACGCAUAUCGCUGAGAAGGGCAUGUAUACCGUCGACGACGUGAUUCUCGAGACCGAGUUCAACGGCGAGAAGCACACGUUCACGAUGAUGCACGCGUGGCCUGUGCGUGCGCCGCGUCCGGUGGCCGAGAAGCUUGUGGCCGACACGCCGCUGCUCACGGGCCAGCGUAUCCUCGACUCGCUGUUCCCGUGUAUCCAGGGCGGUACGACGGCGAUUCCCGGCGCGUUCGGCUGUGGUAAGACGGUGAUUUCGCAGGCGCUGUCGAAGUACUCGAACUCGGACAUUAUCACCUAUGUCGGCUGUGGUGAGCGUGGCAACGAGAUGGCCGAGGUGCUCCAAGAAUUCCCCGAGCUGACGCUCACGCGCGAUGGCGAGGAGCAGCCGAUCAUGCGCCGCACGACGCUGGUGGCGAACACGUCGAAUAUGCCUGUGGCGGCGCGUGAGGCGUCGAUCUACACGGGUAUUACGCUGUCCGAGUACUUCCGUGACCAGGGCUACCACGUCGCGAUGAUGGCUGACUCGACGUCGCGCUGGGCCGAGGCGCUGCGUGAGAUCAGUGGGCGUCUGGCCGAGAUGCCCGCGGACUCGGGCUAUCCUGCCUACCUGGGUGGCAAGCUGGCGAGCUUCUACGAGCGCGCCGGUAAGGUGGCCGCGCUCGGCUCGCCGGAGCGCACGGGCUCCGUGUCGAUCGUCGGUGCGGUGUCCCCGCCGGGUGGUGACUUUUCGGACCCGGUGACCACGGCGACGCUCGGUAUUGUGGGUGCAUUCUGGGGUCUCGACAAGAAGCUGGCGCAGCGCAAGCACUUCCCGUCGGUGAACUGGAACGUGUCGUACUCGAAGUACACGCAGGGCCUCGAGUCGUACUACGAGAAGCAUGCGCCGGGCUUUGCGUCGCUGCGCACGUCGGCGCGCGAGCUGCUGCAGAAGGACACGGACCUGGCCGAGAUUGUGCAGCUGGUCGGUAAGAGCGCGCUGGGCGAGAACGACAAGGUGACGCUGGAAGUCGCGCGCAUCAUCAAGGACGACUACCUGCAGCAGAACGGUAUCUCGGAGUAUGACUGCUACUGUCCCUUUUACAAGACCACGGGCAUGCUGAAAAACAUGGUCGACUACCACGAGAAGGCCCAGGCGGCGAUCAACAACAACCCUGAGAUGACGUGGAGCAAGAUCCGCGAGCACACGUCCGACAUUUUGUACCGCCUCACGCAGCAGAAGUUCGAGGACCCCAAGGACGGCGAGGAGGCCAUCCAGGGCAAGUUCGACGCGCUCUCGAGCGACUUGGCCGAGUGCUUCCGCAGCCUGUCAGACUAA